Messenger RNA from Penicillium griseofulvum, 1710 nucleotides. RefSeq names its product Proton-dependent oligopeptide transporter family. NCBI's taxonomy places the organism in Eukaryota, Fungi, Ascomycota, Eurotiomycetes, Eurotiales, Aspergillaceae. The transcript is spliced from 7 exons. Gene Ontology annotation, biological process: transmembrane transport. Gene Ontology annotation, molecular function: tripeptide transmembrane transporter activity; dipeptide transmembrane transporter activity. Gene Ontology annotation, cellular component: plasma membrane; fungal-type vacuole. The coding region runs from base 1 to 1710 and encodes 569 amino acids. The record is from RefSeq and is a predicted model, not a curated record.
AUGUCGGGCCCUAUGCCUGAUGUGCACGGCUCUGCGGAUAUCACCGCAGAGCCUAACCUAGAGUCACGGUUGGUUAUAGCCCUUCAAACUCGUAACACGAGUAAUGAUACUGAUGCCUGUGCCUCUCUUUCUUUGCCGAAAACAGAACAAGAUUCAGUUCUUUCUUCUGAAAUCAAAGACCGUGUGGCUCCCAAUGUCGCUCGCAGUAUACCUACCCCCUCGGACGACGAUGACGGCCGUGUGGCGACCGAAGAUGAAGUGCGCGAUCUCCUUCAUGUCGUUGACGAAAUUCCGGUUCGGCUCUGGAUAGCAUGCAUCGCAGGUAUUCUGGAGCGAUUUGUCUGGUACGGAGCAACUGCUCCUCUACAGAAUUACCUGCAAAAUGCACCCGGUGGUAAGGUACCAGGAGCACUGGGCUUUCAUCAGGCGACUGCGUCGAACAUUGUUAAUGCAUUGAUCAUUGGGUCUAGCAUUGAGGCCAUCGGGGCAACUAUUCUUUUUGCGACGUCCUUACCUGUCGCCAUUCGCGAGGGGGCAACUUUGCCCGGGGUGGUGCCUGCCUGUAUACUGCUGGCCGUUGGAUCAGGGGCAUUCAAAACUACUGUAGUGCCGUUUAUGGCCGACCAAUAUGACGAGGCCGAGUUUCGAAUCAAGACUCACAAAAACGGAGAGAAGGUUGUCACUAGCAGGGAGUUGACCAUUACCUAUAUCUACAACGUCUUUUACUGGGCUAUUAACGUUGUGUGUUUUGUGGCUGAUGCCACGCCGUUGUUGGAACGCUAUGUUGGCUUUUGGCUUGCUUACCUGAUUCCAUGCUGCGCCAUGUGGUUAGCCCUGAUCCCGAUGCUAUUCGGUCGCAAGUACUUUGUUCGUGAAUCGCCAACAAGCAACAUUAUGCCCCAGGUAUGUGCUGCCUUGCGAUGUGGUAUCACCGGAGGCUUCAAAAUGGAUGCCGCAAAGCCAGACGCCCAGAUUCAUCAACAUGGUCGCCAGGUCCCCUGGACAGACUCAUUCAUUGAGGAGAUUAAGAGAAGUCUUCUGACAUGCCGAAUAUUGAUUCUGUUCCCUAUCCACUGGCUAUGCUAUAACCAGACAUUCAAUAACUUGAUAUCUCAAGCUGGGCAAAUGGUCACGUAUGGUAUUCCGAACGACAUGAUGAAAAUUGCUGGGCCCAUCUCGGGGAUCAUCGUUGCGCCUGUCAUUCAGAAAGGACUCUAUCCUUUCCUUACGAAGAGACGAGUCUCAUUUGGACCAAUUGCACGAAUGACAGUCGGAUUCUUCUUCUUGACUCUAUCGAUGAUUUACACCACGGUGGUUCAGAUGCUUAUCUACCAGGUCGGGCCAUGCUACGAUACACCACUUGCGUGUGCUGCUGCCAAUGAUCGCACUGUCCCCAACCAGAUUUCAGUCUUUCUCCAAAUCCCGACGUACUUUGGGGGAGCAUUGGCGGAGGUGUUUUGCCUCACCACUGGAACCGAGUAUGCUUAUAACAAUGCGCCUAAGAGUAUGAAGACCCUGGUCCAAGCAAUCUGGCUCGCCAUGGCUGGGAUCGGAACAUGUCUUGCCCUGGCCUUCACCCCGCUCACCAAGGACCCACAUCUUGUCACAAUGUAUGCCAUCCUAACCGGGCUUCUGGGUGGAGCGACCAUUCUGCUAUGGGUUAUAUUCCGAGGCUUGGACAAGUCGGAGAUCAAGGAGGACGUUGAGUAA